Molecule: messenger RNA, 564 nt
Organism: Penicillium brevicompactum
Lineage: Eukaryota; Fungi; Ascomycota; Eurotiomycetes; Eurotiales; Aspergillaceae
Exons: 1
Coding region: 1-564 (187 amino acids)
Source: RefSeq, a predicted model, not a curated record
AUGUUUCUUCUGAGAAAGUCAUGGUUCCGCCGACCAAGACCUGAUACGGAAAAAUUGCCGUGUCCACCAAUGAUUGUUGUCGACAAUGAAAAAGCACCCGAUGACGAGGUACCUCAGUUGUGUGAUAUAAGCUUCACCACAACGACGCCAUAUGACCCGACAGAAUUCAUUGCCAACCAGCCUGCUGUCUUGAACCCCGCUGCCAAUCGCACAUUAAUUCACACAAUCCAAUCCGACAUUUUUUCAAAUACCAGCCCAUCAGAUGGGGAAGAAGAAACCUUCUACCACCUCGGUACCCUGAUAACAGCUUCUUGCAUGCCCUCAACCAGACGCAAGUCAAGGAUGUCGACAUCUACUAUUAUAUCUGAAGGUGGACGACGUGAAAGCCAGAAAUCUGAUGUGAAGCGUGAGUCUUCAAUUAUCAAUUUGAAUAUUGGAGAUCUGCCAGCUUUGCCAUUACCAAGAUCGGAAAAGCGCAAAGGCAGACCCGGCCCGCGAUACAGUCCUCUUCCUCCGCCUUUCGUUCCAAAAUCACUCAUCAUGAGGCCCGAGGUUCGCUUCUAG